This is a messenger RNA of Alosa sapidissima (American shad), 2658 nucleotides long. Its product is annotated as bone morphogenetic protein 10-like. The transcript is spliced from 2 exons. Bases 516 to 1934 code for a protein of 472 amino acids. NCBI's taxonomy places the organism in Eukaryota, Metazoa, Chordata, Actinopteri, Clupeiformes, Clupeidae. Gene Ontology annotation, cellular component: extracellular region. Gene Ontology annotation, biological process: BMP signaling pathway; SMAD protein signal transduction. The record is from RefSeq and is a predicted model, not a curated record. Gene Ontology annotation, molecular function: cytokine activity; growth factor activity.
CUAAUGACAGAACAGGCAGACAAUCGUGGACUGCACCUUUAAAGACGGAGAAAUCACACACAGACAUUUCAAGCUAGGCUUUUUGCAACACUACAGUGUUAAGCUCCUGCUGGAACUUCAAGUGGUGGCGGACGCCCACCGCCCCGGGAGCGGCAGACAUGGAAAAGGACAGGAAGGGCAUGUGGGGAGGCCGCGCUGGAUGUCACCCGCCGCGUUGAGAGGACGGGUCAGAGCUGUGCAGUGGCCACAUAUCCAAAGCUGUCAACACCAGGGAGGUGGACAACUCUGUCCUGCCCUCUGCGCCCGAUCACAAGAUCAACAAGGCGAAAGCUGUUUUGCCUCCACCCCCACAUCAACCUGUCAGGCCUGAAAGGCAGUGUGAUUUGUGAUUGAAGGGCGAGUCGGCAGAAGAGCUGCGCAGGUGUCUGGUGCUGAAGAAGAUUACAUAUCAUCCAAAAUCACAACCAAAGAGACGGAGAGGAAAAAAAAAAAUCCUCCACCGGACUGAACUUUUGAUGAUACCGCAGCUCUGCACCACAGUCAUGGUCAGCCCUGCGGUCUCUAGCAUGAGCUGUAUCUGGGUACUGGGUUUGUGCUCGGGGCUCUUGCCUUGGUUGUGUCUGACGAGCCCCAUCCUGCCUCCUGAUGACAACCCUCGGGCCAAAGACAUACAGGACCCUUCUCUGCUGGAACAGUCCGAGGAUGUGGACAUGCAGGAGUUACUGGGAAACUUCCUCUCUGUGCUGAACCUCACGGAUCGGGGAGGCCCGUGGGCCCCUGGCCCUCCUCAGCCCCCUGCUUCUCGCAUGGAGCCCCCAGAGUACAUGCUGGAGUUGUACAACCGCUUUGCAAACGACCACACGGCCAGGCCCACAGGAAACACAGUGCGCAGUUUUAAGAACGAAGACUCCUCCCCAACCAUUGUGACAAACAAGGGUGUGAGGACACACCCACUCCUGUUCAACAUCUCUAUUCCCUUUCACGAACGCGUCAUCAACGCUGAGCUUCGCCUCUAUGCACUCGUGCCACAAGAUCUCCACUGCCUCCCGAGUGGAGAGCACAAGGUGACCAUAUUUGAGGUUCUUGAGCAGGAGGGACAGUGGAAGGAUGGAGGGGGCACUGACCAGAGAAGACCCGAGAAGGUUCCCGUUAAGAGGGAGGAACUCCUUUCCAGGCACAUCUGUGUCAAGGAGAGCGGGUGGGAGGUGUUUGAGUUGACAGAUGUCGUUCAGCGCUGGAAGGAUUCUGACCGCCCAACUCACUAUCUGGAGGUCCGCAUUGACAGCUUUCAAUUUGAAGGUCAGGCGAACCAAUUCAGUUGCGAUGAUGAGUCAGAGGACUCAGGACUGGCUGAGUUGGACAUUGACCGAGACGUCUCUGGGAAACACAACUCUGUGUUGAUUGUCUUCUCUGACGAUCAGAGCAAAGACCACCAGGAGGAAAAACAGGAGAUUGAUGAGCUGAUUGAGCACGAGUUUGAAUUACUGGGUGGGAACGAGCUGUGGACAGACUCAGAGGGCCCUUCCGAGGAGUUCCAGGAUGAGGAGAGGCUGAUGCAGAUACGCUCCAACAUGAUAUAUGACAGGGCGCCCCGAGUGCGCCGCGGUGCUGCCGACGAGUACUGCAAGAAGACUCCACUAUACGUCGAGUUCAAGGAGAUUGGCUGGGAUAGCUGGAUUGUGGCUCCAGAUGGUUACCAAGCCAACGCCUGCCGUGGCCUCUGCCAAGUUCCUCUCACACCUGAUGUCUCACCCACCAAGCACGCUACCAUCCAGUCCCUGGUCAGCUUCAAGUCCCCCAAGAGGGUCUCCCCACCCUGCUGCGUCCCCACAAAACUGGACCCGAUCUCCCUCCUGUACAAAGACCAGAAAGGCGUGGUCACUCUCAAGCAUAAAUAUGAGGACAUGGUAGUGGCUGAGUGUGGCUGCAGAUAGUUAGGAAACCCAGCUGCAGCAUGUGGACACAACCAAGUUCAGACUGUUACACUUCUCAAAGCAACAUGAGAUGACAUGAGAUCUGAAGUGCCCAUCUAAACUCAUCAUGCAAGGACCCACCACAACAGUCGACACAGCCUAUUUUUGAUCGUUUGAUCGUUAACAUCGAUCUUACAAGUAAUUUGAUAAAUAGACAUUAGUGUUUCUGCAAUAUUGGUAGAUAUUUCUGCAUAGUUGCCUUAUUCACACAUGGCUUCAUGGGCAGGAUACCACAGGCUCUGAGCACAGUUGCUAUGAGCAGAUGCUUGGAGGUUAUAAUGGAGGCUAUAUGGGGGAAUGGACUUUACUAGCUUCUUAUUAAUGUAUAUUUACAAUUUGUAAAUUGUGAGUUGUAUUUUAUAUUAUAUGAAACAAAUGCUUUAUGAUGUAGACUGCAAUGCUGUCAAUAUUUUAUCAUUUCUAAAUAAAUGAAAAAUGAAUUGCAGUUGUGACAGGGAGUGCCUGUAAGUUACAACUAAAACAAUCUUACAAAUGGAGAUAUGGCCUUUGGAAGAAGGUGAUUAUCACAUCCGUAACAUGUAAUGACAUUUAUAGCGGAGAAUAGUUCACACUUAUGAUAUAAGCAGACAAACCUAUCCAAUUUGUGACUAACGUCAGAAGGUCCCCUGGCUCCACCCCCGACACCAGUGGGGCCACAUGCCACACGCACUUCUGUCUCCAAGUC